AUGGAUCUGGAUCAUAGCGAAGACAACGUUGAUAUAACAGAGUAUUUCGAAGAAUCUUAUAAUAAGGACGUUAGUGACAUAGCUAACAAUAUAGAGUCAUUAUCUUUGAAAAAAGGUGACUCGUUUGAUGACUUUGAUAAAGCUGAAGUUUACAUACAUACAGCAGAAAGUGGCAAGGAAGUUCGUAAACGAACAAUUCUCCGUAAACAUUCAGGUCUAUUUAAACCAAAAAAUGCUGAGAAGCCAAAUAAUUCAGCUCAAAUACAAUGCCAGUGGCAUGUUAAUCUUUCACGUCCUUCAAAGAGUAAUGAUGAUUUCCGCGUAUUUGUCACCACUCUAAAUGAUAAUCAUAACCAUGAUUUAUCACCUGAAGCGAUUCAGUUUGAAAAAGAUAAACAGUUUACAGAAGAAAUGCGAGAAGAAAUUAACUUUCUUGUCACUAAAUGUCGUCUUGGAGCAACUAUGUUACGUCGUAUCUUAAAAGAAAAGUUUACUUCUCACCCUAUAUUUGCUAAGGAUCUUUAUGUUGAGAUACAGCGAUGUCCUCGUGUGUUUGUGACUGAUGGCGAUCCAGCCAUGGAACGCGCAGUAAUUUUAGAGUAUCAAGAGACGCAACAUCUCUUUUGCAUUUGGCAUAUCAAGGAAAACAUCAAAAAAAUGUUACGAAAGAAGCUGGGAGAUCAAUUUGAUAAUUUUUAUUGCAAGUUUUGGCAAUGCCGAAAUGCAGAUACUCCACAAAUCUUCGAAUACCAUUGGAACCAGCUUAUAGGCUUUUCUGAUGCAAAAUUGUAUCUUGAGCAUCAACUCUAUAAUAGACACUUUUCAUGGGCAUGUGCAUUUACUGCCAUGAUAUUCACACUCGGCAUUCAAACUACAUCAUUUGUUGAAAGUCAGAAUGCAUGCAUCAAGCGAGUAUUAGAGAAUAGCAAUACAUCACUAUGUGAAUUAGGUAAAGUAUUAAUGGAACGUAGCAAAGAGGAACAAAAAAGAAAGCAAUUUGAGGAAUGGAAAAGAGGUGUUCCUUCUACGACAAAUGCAACUACUAUUUUUCCUUCUAUUGAAUCUUUAGCUAAACGUUACCUGAGACCAAAUGUUGCAAACUUUUUAGUUGAACAAAUGAAGGAAAGCUUAUAUUACACUGCUAGUUGUGCUACAGUUGAAGAAAUUGAAUCACUUACCUCUUACGAACCUUCACAAAGCGAAGAUAUAGAUGACGAGCCUGAUGCUAUUGUUUUGUGUGCUAUAUAUCUUUUAAAACGUUUAGAACGAACCUCGAUUGUAGAGAUUUGGAAAAUUUCAAGGGUUACAAGUCAAGGAGUUAACCAUUUUAUAUUUCUUCUUUCAGAUGGCUC
Molecule: messenger RNA, 1352 nt
Organism: Dentiscutata erythropus
Lineage: Eukaryota; Fungi; Glomeromycota; Glomeromycetes; Diversisporales; Gigasporaceae
Source: the annotation of a GenBank genome assembly